Anopheles stephensi (Asian malaria mosquito) is the source of this 4014-nucleotide messenger RNA. RefSeq names its product protein Mo25. Bases 462 to 1472 code for a protein of 336 amino acids. Gene Ontology annotation, biological process: intracellular signal transduction. Lineage: Eukaryota; Metazoa; Arthropoda; Insecta; Diptera; Culicidae. The transcript has 7 exons. The record is from RefSeq and is a predicted model, not a curated record. Gene Ontology annotation, molecular function: protein serine/threonine kinase activator activity.
AUGCGUUUGUGUGUUUGUGUAUGUGUGUGUUUCGAUCUCAUCGUCCUUUAGACACAUUAUUUUCGUCGGUCGUCGUGUGCGGGUAGCCCAGCGCCAACCAGUGCCAAACCACAGUGUUGUGAAUGUGUUGCCCCGAUCCGGUCCGACAAAACCAGCGGCGGUGGGUUAUGGUCUCGUGCUACACUUUCUAGAUGCAUUCAAGUCCCGGUACACUCGCGAACUAAACUUUAAUUCAGGCGUUUUGGUGUUAAAUGUGGUUUAGCGUUUUGUGGUGAUCUUUGUGUGUGUGUGUGUGUGAACAAGCCGAUAAAAGUAGUGCGAGAGUUGUUAGUUGGACAAACAACGAAAAGAAACACGACCAAACCGUCACCGGAGGACGGAAGAGACACCGAGCACCGAGGCAGUGUUAAGCAUCUGUUAGGCAUCAGGCUCCAAAACCGCAUUACACCACCGUCAGCACGAUGCCACUGUUUGGAAAGUCCCAGAAAAGCCCCCAGGAGCUGGUGAAGGCGCUCAAGGAGGCUGUCAACUCGCUGGAGCGGGGUGACAAGAAGGCGGAAAAGGCACAGGAGGAUGUCAGUAAGAAUUUGGUAUUGAUCAAAAACAUGCUAUACGGUACAUCAGAUGCCGAACCGCAAACGGAAAUUGUCGUCUCCCAGCUAGCCCACGAGCUGUACAGCACCAACCUAUUGCUGCUGCUAAUACAGAACCUAAAUCGCAUCGACUUCGAGGGUAAGAAGGAUGUGGCGCAGAUCUUCAACAAUGUGCUCAGGCGACAGAUCGGUACACGCUCGCCGACGGUGGAAUACAUCUGCACCAAGCCAGAAAUAUUGUUCACCCUGAUGGCUGGCUACGAACAUCAGGAGAUCGCACUGAACUGUGGUACGAUGUUGCGGGAGUGUGCCCGUUACGAGGCGCUCGCGAAAAUAAUGCUACACUCGGACGAGUUCUUCAACUUCUUCCGGUACGUCGAGGUGUCCACGUUCGACAUUGCGUCCGAUGCAUUUUCCACGUUUAAGGAGCUGCUUACCCGGCACAAAAUUUUGUGCGCCGAAUUUCUCGAACAGAACUACGACAAGGUGUUCAACCAUUACGAGCAUCUGCUCAACUCGGAAAACUACGUAACGCGGCGGCAGAGCCUGAAGCUGCUCGGCGAACUGUUGCUCGACCGGCAUAACUUCACGGUGAUGACGAAGUACAUCUCCAACCCAGACAACCUGAAGCUGAUGAUGAACAUGCUCAAGGAGAAGUCACGCAACAUUCAGUUUGAAGCGUUCCACGUGUUCAAGGUGUUUGUCGCGAAUCCCAACAAACCAAAACCGAUCCUGGAUAUACUGUUGCGCAACCAGGAAAAGCUUGUCGACUUCCUGACCCGCUUCCACACGGACCGUUCGGAGGACGAACAGUUUAACGACGAGAAGGCUUACCUGAUCAAGCAGAUCAAGGAGCUGAAACCGGCCCCGGAUCAAUAGUCGUGCGUUGCCGCUAUCGUCGCCAGCACCACCACCACCACCACCUCCACCACCUCCUCGUCCACCACCACCAACAACACGAUCGGCGGUACCGUCGCCAUACUACAGUCGUAGUGGCUAGCCGAUAAUUCCUCCUACCCACUCCCCCCCCCCCCUCCCUAUUGCACUCACGAUCGGUGGUAUUACCAUCGUGCCUAUGCUAGACGUGUGUCCGUGUGUGCGUGUGUGUGCGUCAUUGUGGUGCGUCGUAGUAUAAGUGAGGAUACUUAACACAAAACCCUGUUCGCAAUUCGCACUGGAAAGGAUGUGCUGGAACCGUGGAAUCAAGACUAGUGCAGGAUCUGGAUUGCAGUAAUAAUGAACACGACACGACACGGGGCCGGUUGUGUUGUGAGCUUCGAUCUUGGACCCCGACUCGACCCCAUUUCCGUAGCGCAAGUAGAACACGACCAUCCCGCUCAAAAAAAAAAAAAGGGGGGUGGAGGGGACCCGGUCGUUACGCGAAACAAAAUGCAACCGACUAGAACGAACGAACAGCGACACCUGUGUCGCUAAUUAGGUCGACACUGUGUUCGACGAAAUAUGACGUGUGAUAAAAUAAUCAUUCUCUCCCGCUUCCGGCAAGAAGAAGUGAAAAGAAACAAAAACAACCUGCACGGAACGGAAUGCAAUUAACACCACAAUAUUGGGAAAACCGGAGGGUAUGUUAAGCACAGGGUUAGAAUGUACGAAUGAUAUCGCCACGGUGGCCAGUGCAGGGCUCGCAAACGGGUUUGGACUUGAUAGCUUUCGUUCCGGGAAAAAGGGGAAAAAAAAACAUCUUCGGUUAAACGCUUUUCUUUUUCUAUUUUUUAAUUGCAUAUAUUGCAUCCUAUUGGUUUAGCUUUUAGCUUAGGGUUAGUUUUGUACGAUUCCGCCACCCUAAAUACGAUCAACUCCAUCGCAAUAUGUGUUUAGUUUUUGUUUGUUUGUUUGUUUGUUUUUUGAGUCGUUCGUUAGACUGUGAGGAUCAUAUGAGGAUCAAUUUUAUGUUUACGUAUGAGUGUGUCCGUGUGUGUGUGUGAAAUUUUUGUGGCAAAAUAUGUUUUUGUUUUAAGAACAUUUCCGUACUAGCGCUUUCAAACAAACAAACGAAAAUUGCCUUUUUCCCCAGAAAAAAAAAAACACCUCCGAGGGCAAUAUAUACAUAUAUAUAUAUACAUAAACCUGUAGGGCAUAUAAUUAUGGCUGGAGUUUUUAGUAAGGAAAGUUAUCUCUGAUAGUGUUACAUAUAUAUAUACAUACAUAAAAAAUGUAUAUUUAUAUAUUGUAAAUAAUUAUAUUCCACUUAUAUCGGUUCAAUUACGCGAUUCGCUAAUCCCCUCGCCCGUGUUAGGAAGUUGCGCCGAGUCCCAUUUAGCGUACAGGCGUGAUCAUAGAUUUCCUCAGGUUAUUUUUUGUUCAUUUCCGGAUAAAUCGUCUUGCUAUUGCGAGGUUUCCCCUAACCCAGGUUCAACAUUGUAACACUAUAUUUAAACAGCAUAAAACGCUCAUCCGAGACAUUGUCACAGUCGAUCUCCGGUCUUGCCGUGUAAAGACUGGCACCGCAAUUGCCUCAGCCACCGGACUACGCUAAUUGAAAAAUCGAGUUGGGAUUUAACGGUGUUAUAUGCUUGUAUUUCCAUGUUGAAAAGGAGUAACGAGGUUGAUUUCCAUAAACCGUGUCGGACUUAACAAUGCUCAACUGGUCUGAGGAACCCUGUAUUUCUAUAAUAGCGCGCGCGCGCGAGUUUCCGGAGAAAUGGUCGUGUGGUUUUUACUAUACAGUCAACCCCUUGCUAUAACGAACCCUUAUCGGUAACCGAAAAAAGUCUGUUUAAUAGAAUUUUUAACGAAAAAUGAAAUAAUCCGCAAAUCCGAUAUCCUAAAAAUGGUUUCCAAUUGAUGUAUCAAGCAUGAACAAAUUUCUGGAGGCUAUCCCUCUGCGACUUCCAGAUCACCUGGAUACAUGAGAUCCUCCUCUUCAGACUGUCAGCCUUUAACAGUUAACCAACCAAAAAUGCUUCCAGUUUCCAACUGCGAUGAAUAUUCAUUAUGAUCCCCCCGUGGGGCGGCUGACUGUAUAGAUAAUUGCUGCGCAACCAUCACACACCGCUCCUAGACUCCUACGGCUGGCUAGACCAGUAGGCAAGUCUUUACCCAAUCCAGCAACCUUUGCAACCUAGGAUCUACCAUUGUUCUGUGCUGCAAAAUGCUUCGCCGUGUAGUAGAGAAUAGAAAGGAUCAUAGUCGAAGGCACUGGUGGAACGGCGAGUAACGAUGACCGUUGGAAAAUAGCAAUAACAUCUCAGAGUAAAAUACCUACAAUAACUAGUUUAAAAAGAAAAUCACAAGGUCAGCAACAAAAAACGAGGACGCUCCAUGGUGGUCCGAAACAGGACAGCAAUGAGACUUCCGAGACCCGAAGAUAGAAGAAAGCAGAAGUAGUAGGAUUUAAAAAAAACACACACACCCACACAAUAUUUCAAACACGAAUAAUAAGUUCCAUGCCUAUACACAAGCA